Messenger RNA from Fusarium mangiferae, 2364 nucleotides. Its product is annotated as putative sulfate permease II. The record is from RefSeq and is a predicted model, not a curated record. Lineage: Eukaryota; Fungi; Ascomycota; Sordariomycetes; Hypocreales; Nectriaceae. The coding region runs from base 1 to 2364 and encodes 787 amino acids. Gene Ontology annotation, molecular function: secondary active sulfate transmembrane transporter activity. Gene Ontology annotation, cellular component: membrane. Gene Ontology annotation, biological process: transmembrane transport. The transcript has 4 exons.
AUGUCUCAACCUGGCAAGAAUUCUGCCAAGACGGCCUUGGAGAAGUUCAUCGGCGCCGAUCACACCGAACCCGAAGAGAAAGCGCCUUCAAUCACCAAUGCAGACCUUUACAUCGAAGAGGAGCCUACAGUCGGUGAAUUUCUUCGAGAAAUCACACCCAGCGCUCGUGCUGUUGGAGAAUACUUUUACAACCUCUUCCCGUUCUUGUCAUGGGUCGGCAAGUACAAUUUGAUCUGGUUCAUUGGUGAUUUGGUUGCCGGUAUCACUGUUGGUGCUGUCGUUGUUCCCCAGUCUAUGGCCUAUGCCCAGCUGGCACAGCUUCCCGUCGAAUAUGGAUUGUACUCAUCCUUCAUGGGUGUCUUGAUCUACUGGUUCUUCGCCACAUCAAAGGACAUCACCAUUGGUCCCGUCGCUGUCAUGUCCCAGGUCACAGGCAACAUCGUCCUCAAGGCUGCCGAUUCCCUGCCGGACGUUCCUGGUCACGUUGUCGCCUCCGCCCUUGCAGUCAUCGUCGGCUCAAUUGUCACAUUCCUUGGUCUCGCUCGUCUUGGCUGGCUCGUUGAGUUCAUCCCUCUGCCUUCCAUCUGCGCUUUCAUGACUGGCUCUGGUGUCAACAUUAUCGCUGGCCAGGUCCCCAAGCUUAUGGGCAUCAAGGGUGUCAACACCCGUCAGGCAACGUAUCGUGUGAUCAUCGACACCCUCAAGAACCUGGGUGGCAGCAAACUCGACGCUGCUAUUGGUCUGUCAGCCCUGACCAUGCUCUACCUGAUCCGUAUUUUCUGCAGCACCAUGGCCAAGAAGCAGCCCCAGCGCGCUAAGCUGUACUUCUUCAUUUCGACCCUGCGAACUGCUUUUGUCAUCCUGCUGUACGUUGGUAUCAGCGCUGGCAUGAACAUCAACCACCGCUCCAAGCCCCGCAUCAGCAUUGUCGGCGACGUUCCCAGUGGUUUCACUCACGCUGCUGUCCCCGAGAUCAACACCCCCAUUAUCAAGUCUUUCGUCUCUGAGCUUCCCGCUGCUGUCAUCGUUGUCCUGAUUGAACACAUCUCCAUCUCCAAGUCUUUCGGCCGUGUCAACAACUAUGUUAUCGACCCUUCUCAGGAACUUGUCGCGAUUGGUGUCAGCAACCUUCUCGGUCCCUUCCUUGGAGCUUACCCCGCCACUGGAUCUUUCUCCCGAACUGCCAUCAAGUCCAAGGCCGGUGUCCGAACUCCCUUUGCUGGUGUCAUCACUGCAAUUGUCGUCUUGCUUGCUCUCUACGCCCUUACUGCUGUCUUCUUCUACAUCCCUAACGCAGGCCUUGCUGGUGUCAUCAUCCACGCUGUCGGAGAUGUCAUUACUCCUCCCAAGGUUGUCUACCAGUUCUGGCGUGUCUCACCCAUCGAGGUCAUCAUCUUCUUCGCUGGUGUACUCGUCACCAUCUUCAGCUCCAUCGAGAACGGUAUCUACACCACGAUCGCUAUGUCCGCUGCUGUCGUCGUCUUCCGUCUCUUCAAGACCCGUGGCCGCUUCCUCGGUGUUGUCCGUGUCCGAACCAUGAAGGCCAACGUCAGUGACGGUACCGCCAGCCCUGGAUCCGUUGACGAGGGUGAGGGUUCUCUCCGAGCUGGUUUCCUUCCCCUUGAUCACGGCAACGGUUCCAACCCUAAGGUCAUCGUCCGCACUCCUUACCCUGGUGUCUUCAUCUACCGAUUUGCCGAGGGCUUCAACUACCCCAAUGCCUCUCACUACCUGAACCACCUCACCGAGACCAUCUUCCAGGAGUGCCGACGAACUAACCCUGCUCUUCUGGGUAAGCUUGGUGACCGGCCCUGGAACGACCGAGAGCCUCGCCACAUCAAGACUGUUGAUAAUGAUGAGAGACCUGUCCUCAAGGCCGUCGUCCUUGAUUUCUCCAGUGUCAACAACGUCGACGUUACUUCUAUCCAAGCUCUGAUUGAUGUUCGCAACCAACUUGACAAGUUCGCUGCUCCCGAGGUUGUCGACUGGCACUUCGCCAACAUCGAGAACCGAUGGACUAAGCGUGCUCUCGCUGCUGCUGGCUUCGGUUUCCGCACUCCCCGCACUAACCACGACGGCACUGGACAUUGGAAGGCUAUCUUCUCCAUUGCCGACCUCGGCGGUGAUGACAGCGCUGCUACUGCUGCUGCUCUCGAUGAGAAGGCCAAGAGCGCCCCCAUCAAGCAGGAUAUCGAGGCUGUUGACGACUCUAUCAACAGCAUUGGCUCCGAGAAGGGUGUAACAAGAGACCCAACCAGCGCUCGUCUCAUUGCUGUGCAGGGUCUCAACCGACCUUUCUUCCAUCUCGAUUUGCAGGAGGCCGUCGACGCUGCCGUUUCCGCCGCUGAGUUGAAGCAGCACUAA